CUCGUAUGGAGCAACACGAUUGUUUCUGAGCUACGUAAGCCUGUUAUACCAGUCUGGUGGUGAUGUGUGUCAGUAAAGUAAACUUGGUAGCGUUGGUUUAACUCUUUCUUCAAUAUGGGUGACAAGGACAAAUUCGGGGCCACGCUCAGAAGAAGGGCGACUAUUACUGCAGCAAAAGGAGAGUCUAAACAACUAAAUGGAACUAAUGCAACAAGUGUCAGCAAUAGCAGUGGCAAAGCAAAGCGCAAGAUUCAAGAAUCAUUCACAACGGACUCGCUGAAUGAACAUGGAAAACAAAAAAACGCUUCCUACGAUAAAAUGAGAUGUCACAAAAUGCAAGAGUCGAUGCUGAGUUCUGCAAGUGGUUUUAGAAAUUACAGAGGCAUUCUGAACUGGUGUGUUGUUAUGCUAGUCCUUAACAAUGCACGGCUUUUCUUGGAAAACCUCCUUAGGUAUGGGAUUUUAGUGGACCCUAUCCAGGUGGUGUCUCUGUUCUUGAAGGACCCGUACAGCUGGCCUGCAGCAUGCCUCGUCAUCGUCUCAAAUCUGUUCAUCAUUGUGGCGCUAUACACCGAAAGAAAAUUAGCCAUGGGGAGUUUCGGUGAGAAAUACGGGCUACUGAUUCAUUCCAUCAAUCUGUCAGUUAUCCUGUGUUUCCCCGUGAUCACCGUGUUGAAACUGCCCUCCAUAACCCCAGCCGGCGGACUGUUUGCUCUGGGGGUCUACACUGUCCUCUUCUUAAAACUCUACUCCUACAAAGACGUGAACAGGUGGUGCAGAGAGAGGAGACACACUAAGGCUCGAAGUCUGUGCAGAUCUCUCUCCUGUCCAUCGGGUCAGUCGAGUGAAAAUGGAGGACAGACGCAUGUCUCUUAUCCUGGGAAUCUGUCUCUCAGAGAUAUGUAUUACUUUAUUUUUGCUCCGACACUCUGCUACGAGCUGAACUUUCCCCGCUCUGAGCGGAUACGCAUUGGCUUCCUGCUAAGACGACUCUUUGAAAUGUUACUUCUCACACAGUUACUGGUCGGCUUAACACAACAGUGGAUGGUGCCAAUCAUACGCAGUUCAAUGAAGCCAUUCAAGGACAUGGACCUCUCCAGAAUCAUUGAGCGUCUCUUGAGACUGGCACUGCCCAACCACUUGAUCUGGUUGAUAUUCUUCUACUGGUUUUUCCACUCCUCCAUGAACUUUGUGGCUGAGCUCUUGAGGUUUGGAGAUCGGGAGUUUUACAGAGACUGGUGGAAUUCAGAGACAGUAACAUAUUUCUGGCAAAACUGGAACAUUCCUGUUCACAAAUGGUGCCUUAGGCAUUUCUACAAGCCCAUGCUGAGAAAAGGUGUCAGUAAAUGGGUUGGACAGUCUGCUGUAUUCUUCGCUUCAGCCUUCUUUCACGAGUACCUGGUCAGCGUACCACUACGGAUGUUCAGGCUCUGGGCAUUUAUGGGAAUGAUGGCUCAGCUCCCUUUGGCCUGGUUCGUUGGCCGAUACCUCAGGGGAAACUAUGGAAAUGCAGCGGUGUGGCUCUCUCUGAUCAUUGGCCAGCCCAUUGCAGUUCUGAUGUACGUUCACGACUAUUAUGUCAAUAACUAUCAGGAUGAACCGCUGGAGGUUGAAGCUCUGUAGCCGAUGCUUCAGACACUUAGCAGAAAAGAAAAAUAAAGCAUUGAGUAGACGCCUUAAUCAGAGUGCAUAAGAUAUGGACAGUUCAUCAGAAACAGUCAUGACUGCUGUUUGAGCACCUCUUUUUUUUUUUUACUGGACUUAAAAAAAUAGGUGUCACCUACAGACCUGGUACGAUGUUUGAUAUAUGUGAAAGACUGGGCCCGUCCCAGUUUUCUUCAAUGCUCCCUUUCCUUGUGACCCUGUUCUCUUGGCUGCUAAUCUAGACUAGCUAGAUAAACAAAACUGGAUAAGUGACUAAGUCUUAAUAGGGCAUCCAUAUGGUGCUUGUUUAAUAUUACUUAAAUACAUUUGGUUCUGUUAGAAUUUUAAGAAUUUUAUGUAAAAAAAAAACAAAAAAACAAAACAAAACGUUCACACACACAGAAAAGGAGGCCUCUAAGCUUAUUGGAACAGGGCUCAGUCAUUGAAAUACUGCAAAUACGUUUUGACCCAGUUCUGGUCACCUGUUAAUACUUUAAAUUUAUAAAAAUUCUUAAGAAAAAUAAUGUAUAGAAUUAUAAGUUGUUGUUGUUGUUGCUGUUGUUGUUUUCUAAAAUUGUGAGAUGAUAUAACUUUUAAAAUAUGCAGGGGUAUGUGUCAUGAGGUGAACUCGUUUGAAAGGGACCAAGUCUUAACACUCACUUUGUAGAGAUAAUGAGGAUCAUUACAGAGAUACGGGCAUGUAUUUUUACACUGAAGUAAACUUUUAUUG
Messenger RNA from Chanos chanos (milkfish), 2374 nucleotides. RefSeq names its product diacylglycerol O-acyltransferase 1b (gene dgat1b). The record is from RefSeq and is a predicted model, not a curated record. NCBI's taxonomy places the organism in Eukaryota, Metazoa, Chordata, Actinopteri, Gonorynchiformes, Chanidae. Bases 115 to 1623 code for a protein of 502 amino acids. Gene Ontology annotation, biological process: triglyceride biosynthetic process. Gene Ontology annotation, molecular function: diacylglycerol O-acyltransferase activity. The transcript has 17 exons. Gene Ontology annotation, cellular component: endoplasmic reticulum membrane.